AUUCACCAAUGGGUGAAAACAAUGUUUUGUUCUUGUGCGGAGCAAUGCAAAGAGGAAACCACACUAACUCAAUCUGUCUGACAGCUGUCAUCGUCAGUCGUUGCGCACAAAGGCAGAGCAGAACAUCUUCACACUUCUUAUAGAAAAAAAAAAACACUAGUACCACAGCAGCAGCAGCAGUUAUAGCUGACCUCCAAAGAACGCUGCACACAUGGCGGACGCCCCGCUCAAUAACUCCUGGCCUUCCUUCUCCAAGCUCUGGAUGAAGAGGUGGUCAUUCAAAAGAGCCUCCGAGUCCAAGUCAUACAGCGGACAACCGAUUGGACAGGCAAGUGGACAUCAGAUUGAACAAUCGCGUAGAAAAUUGAGUGGACAACAGCAUCCUGUAAGGACAAUAUCCUCACCCUCUCCAUCACCUCCUUCCAUCACCGAGGAUGUCUUUUUUGGGAACAGCAACGAGGAUCAGGAUGCGUCCUCUGUCGUGAGUGAAUGUGAGGUGAGAGGUGUGGAAGUGAGCAGCAGCACAGAGGACUUGCAAGGCCUCAGCUCUUCUUCUUUGGGAGACUCAGACUACUUCAGAGAUUUAGAGGCAGUUCUCGACGGGCCUCUGAAGACCAGCAGUCCAGAGUUGAGCUCGCAGAGCACAGAGCCGCAUUCGAUUGAGAAACCAUCAUUGGAGGAAGCGCCUGGCCCCCUUGUGGUCACCCAGCUUAGCCCCAAGCUCUUGCCGAGCUGCAUAAUUGACAGGCAUGACUCCUUGGGCCUGAAAGUUGGUCUUAGUGUGACUAUUGAUUUGGAAGGACUGUUGGGAUCAAUGGAAACAACUCAAAACAAAACAGAAUCCGUUAAUCAUGGGAACAUGAUGCAUAUAAAUGGAGAUGUAGAAGUUGAUAGUUUUCCUAAUUUAGUGAGAUCCAUGUCCACAUCACGCAGGCACAGCUGGGGUGUUCCUGUUGCCCCCAUCAGCCUGGGAAGGAGACUCAGUUUAGACACCAUGACCUUGGACAGUGAUGGAGAUGAGGAUGAAGAAGGGCACAUGGCACUCUUCCAGUCCACCCAGCAAACAAUCAACAGCUGUACAACCUAUCCUGUCGACGAGACAGAUGGUCCCAAAGAGACAUUCUCCUCUCCCAAUGCUAAGGCUGAUGGUGUUCCCGGCAAGCAAGUGUAUUCCCGCUCUGAGAUCCUGGCAACAGACGAAUGUUCACGUGCAGCACACAUCACUCGUAUUGUACGGACAUCCAAACAAGCUGCGAUGGCAGCAGGAGCAGAGGAGUUUGACCCUGAGGAACACCUGCACUCCAACGAGGGGCAGAGUCACAUGCUGAUGGUACAGAAAGUUCUGCAGGAGCUAAAGUUGUACCAUGGGGCGAAGCAGAGGAACAAUCGAAGCAAUAACAGAGAUUCCGAAAAUGUCACUUGGUUUGAGUUCCUGUCAAAUGAGAAUGAAGAAGAGGAUGAUCGAAGUGAGAAGGUGGAAAAGGGCACCAAGGUGAAGAGGACUCUCAGCUCGUUAAGGAACAGGAUGACCGGUUCCUUCAAUAAAGAUAAGGGUAAGAACCGAGAGAAAGAGCAACAGAGGGGUAAGGAGAAGGAGCGGGAGGCCAAGGAGAGAGAUUGCAGCUACAGCAACGGCCAUCUUUUAGCACUCGGCACUUUUUCCAGCUGCGCCACCUGCUCGCUGUGUGGCAAGACACUGCAGAAAAAGCACAGCCUGCAGUGCAUGAAUUGUGCUGUAAAUGUUCACAGGAGCUGCAAGUCUUUGCUUGGUGAGUGCACCAGCACCAAGAACAAGAGAGAUUCUUUAUCAAGGACAGGCCCCUCUGGAUCCCCUAAUCUUGCAUUAAAAGACCGCCACCGAGAGCAGGAACAGUCAGGCAUAGCCUCAUCCCAGACCCUUAAUGGCCUCGCAACUUUUCCUGGCCCUCCCGGCAUGACCACUAUUCCUCGGAGACCAAGUAACCAGCUUAUUGCAACGCAUAACAUCACCCCAUCUUCUGGAGCUCCUACUUUUUAUCUUGGGCACAGCCUACACCACAGCAGCUCAGGAUCUCUCCCUGGGGAGAUGGAUGAACCUGACACGCUCCGCUUUAAACGCUGCAAUGAAGACACAAUUUCUCUUGUUCCCUCCAACACUGAGUCUGUCAUAGUGGAAGAUGCUCAUUAUGCAGCGUUGCGAGCCGAUCUGGAGUGUGAUGCUCAGGAUCUGGAAGCAGAGUCCUGGAGUUUGGCAGUUGACCAGCAGUUUGUUAAGAGACUCUCUAAAGAGGCCACGAAGAGACAGGAUGUCAUAUAUGAGCUGAUGCAGACGGAAAUGCACCACGUAAGGACACUGAAGAUAAUGCUUCAUGUUUACAUCAGAGCGUUGAAAGACAACCUUCAGAUGGAUUCCAGUAGACUGGAAUGUUUAUUCCCGCGCUUGGAAAACCUCCUGGAGCUCCAUGUGCAUUUCUUGUCCCGUCUUAAAGAACGCAGACAAGAAAACACGCUCACGGACGGCAACUACACAGUGGACAGAAUAGCAGACAUACUAAUAGCACAGUUUUCAGGUGAUUUAGGUGAUAAAAUUAAAGACAGCUACGGCGAUUUCUGCAGUCAUCACACAGAGGCUGUGAGCUACUACAAAGAACAGAUGCAAACAAACAAAAGAUUCCACAGCAUCAUACGAAAAAUCAACAACCUGUCCAUUGUACGACGGUUAGGAGUUCCUGAGUGCAUUUUGUUGGUAACACAGCGCAUUACCAAGUACCCAGCACUUGUAGAGCGCAUCCUGAACAGCACUGAAGCGAGUACUGAAGAACACAUCGAGCUGAACCGUGCACUUGGCUUGAUUAAAGACACGAUUGUUCAAGUGGAUUCACUGGUUAAUCUGCACGAAAAGACAUGCCGGCUUCGUGACAUCCACAACAAGAUGGAGCCAAAGGCACUGGGCAAAAUCAAAGAUGGUCGCGUGUUUCGCCGGGAAGACUUGGCGCAGGGUCGACGACGCCUUCUACACGAAGGCACUGUCAACUGGAAAGCUGCCUCUGGCAGACUUAAAGAUAUUCUUGCAGUUCUCCUUUCUGACGUGUUACUGCUGUUACAAGAGAAGGAUCAGAGAUAUGUAUUUGCAGCAGUGGAUAACAAGCCGUCAGUCAUCUCUCUUCAGAAGUUGAUUGUAAGGGAGGUGGCCCAUGCCGAAAGAGCCAUGUUCCUCAUCUGCGCUUCUUCCAAUGAGCCUGAAAUGUACGAGAUCCACACCACUUCUAAGGAGGAAAGAAAUACCUGGAUGACACAGAUACGGCAAGCAGUUGAAAGCUGUCCUCAUACGGAGGAGAGGCUGUUCAGUGAGGAGGAAGAGGCUCGAGCUUGCAGGUUAAAGGAAUUUCAAGACCGUCUAAGCCAGAAGGAUGCUGUGAUUGUCCAGGCGCUCUCUGAGAAGUUGCAACUUUUUGCUGACAUGGCAGAGUCUGUGGCAGGUCUGGAGGACUCAGCUUCCCGCUCCAAACUUCUGUUGCGAGGUGAUGCCUCAGAUCUCCAGCAGGGGGAGGCCUUGCUCAAAGGAGCCAUCACUGAGGUGGAAAACCUCCAGAAUUUGCUCCAGUCUGGAGUAAGGGAUAAAGUCCUGUCAUCACAGCAAGAUGAAGAGAGCAGCUCUGGAAUCUUGCCUAAGAGAGCAGAAACCUUUGGGGGCUAUGACAGCAGCCCCACCAUCCUCACUAAGAAUGGCAAUAUGAAGAAGAACUUUUCUGGCGAGUCCAGAAACAGAGACCGAAGCCAGCGAGCCAGCUCUGACCCUCAGCUCAAAGAACUCUGCGGCAGCCAAACUCUGGAGCAGACGGUUGAUCAGAGCUUCUGCACGCCAUCGAGAUGGAACCGAAUCUGGUCCAACCCAUUCCCUGAGGCAGAGUUCUUUGAUAAAGUGCUAAUGCUUUCUCAAAGGCUCUACAGUCUGCAGGCCAUCAUAUCGCAGCAGGAUAGCCACAUUGAGUUGCAGCGCGUCUCGCUGACAGAGCGCGCUUCUUUGCCUGGGCGCCACCGAGGGAAUGUUCUCCUGGAGCAGGAGAAGCAGCGUACGCUGGCCCUGCAGAGAGAAGAGCUCGCCAGCUUCCACAAACUACAGUCUCAGCAUCGCCAGGAACAGCAGCGCUGGGAGAAGGAGCGAGGGAAGCACCGCCAACAAGUGGAGGCCACAGAGGCCAGGCUGCGGCAAAGGGAGGAGGAGUGCAGGCGGCUGGAGGAGCGGCUGGCAGAGGAGAGGGUGGAGCUAGAGAGGCAAAGGGAGACUUACCAACAGGACCUGGAGAGGCUCAGAGAGUCCACUCGAGCUGUAGAAAAAGAGAAGGAACGCCUGGAACAUCAGAAGAAGAUCAAGAGGAAAACCAUUGAGGUGGCUCCUAUGUCAGGCAGUCUAAAUGGGGAACUACUCUUAUCCUCUGGCCUCAGCAGCUCUACCGGCCUCUCCGACACACCCAUGGCCCCAAAGCCCCUGGUGCGCGGCAGCAUGUCAGUGGCGCCGGCUGACUAUCCGGAGCGGCCCGAGGUGACGUUACGGCGAGACGGAAGCUCCUCCACCCUACCUCUGAAGAUAGAGGUGCCGUUGCACCUCUUUAGCACCACCAACCAGCAGCACAAAUUAGUGGGGGUCCAGCAGCAGAUCCCUACCAAGCUGGCCGCCCUCAGCAGCAGCAGCAGCAAAGGCAAAGGUGUGAAAAGUGGAAAGGCCUCGCAGCGCACAGAUAGCACUGCCUCAGUGGACAUGAAGCAGAUUCUCCCCCUGAAGCUGUCGGCGCGUGAUGACAACGCCCUCAAAGCCAAGCGCUCGGUCAGCCCCCACCAACAACCACCGCUGUCUGUGUCUCCUCUGCCACCCUCCCUCCAUCAUCACGGAGAUCAUCAGCAAAAUCCUUCAGACGCUUCUGGACCGGAUUCUCAACCUGGAGUUUUUAGUGGCAACUACCCAGCAACUAUACAGAAGCCUUCCAUGCCACCUCCUCUGCAGUCUUGCACACAGUCUCUCGCCAUGCCGGCCCCUUCUCAGACCACCGCAUCACUCCAGUUCCCAGCCAACGUGCAGCUGCAAGGCUUCUGCCUGGGCCACAGCAUGCCGCUUCCGCCGCCGCCCUACGACAUCAACACAGAAGACCUCAACAAGGAAGACGUCAUCUUCUUCUAAACUCGGCAGACCCUAAGACUGCAACACACACGGUGGUCUCCUUUUUACGUUUAGCUUGUUUCGGAACUUUAACAAAAGCACCGCAAGAGUGGCGAUCUUGGGCUUCUUCAAACGAACAUACGCGGAUCCAAAGAUGGCAGCCGGUGACGUGAAGUUGAGACCGCCAGGUGCUGAAGCGUAAAAAAAAAAAAAAAAAAAAAAAGACUUGGCACGCGCUGCGGCAGGAAGUCCCAAGUGAUGAACCGCAAUGUGUUUGAUGGUUCAUUUGCACAGUGUAAAAACUCCAUUCCUGACUCUUGAAUGAGCCUUUAUGGUUCUUUUUUUAAUGGUCUGUACAGAUGUCAAACUCUUAGUCUGGAUAAUUUCCUCACUUCUGUACUUAAUUAUGCUUUCAUGGAACAUUUUAUUUUGCAAUCAGGUGCUGUUUUCCAGCUCGGACUAGCCUGCAAAUUAUCUAGUCGGCACAUGUUAGACCUCACACCUUGACUCACGUUUAUUUCAUUUCUUAGAAUCUUAUUUGUUCCCCCUUCUCUGUCAAUCCAGUUUUUAUUCUGUUGAUUCUGUAUAAGUAUCACAGCUGGACUUUUCGCCUGUCAAUCAAUUUCAAGGGUAAAAGCCCCUUAAAGUGUCUAACGAGCUAUUCUGAAGACAUCUGAAUGGACAUAUAAUCCUAAUAUACAUUACUGCUGUGACCAUGAUUGACAUUUUUGGCUUGCAGCUUUAAGGAAAAAUACUUCCCUGUACUGUUAUUUGGUCUUGCAGAGACUUGCAGGACAGAGCCUGAAGGUCAUCUCCAAGCUGUUUGAACACAUUCCUCACUUGCUCCCACCUCCACUCUUCUCUCAGCAGUCACGCAUCCAACAAGUCACACCUUCAUGUCUUGGCCCACUGAUUAUUUUUCUGUCAGAAUGGGGUCAUGCCUAUAUCUUUUAUAGGAUAUACCGUGUGUCAGAACACAACACUUUUAUUUAUGUCCUAUAAGGUACGGCAAAUGUGUGAGCGAUUGGAAAAGGCGUGUCGUUAGCAGAAAGCUGACGUCAGUCUUGAAUGUGACUCAUGUAAAAUGGAGAUGCUCGUCCCAUGACAUCCAUUAACUUAAGAAGAAUUACAUUAGAAGUGUGUGUAUAUUGUGGAGAUUUGUGUACAUACUUUGUGUUUUUUACUAUGUGGAAACAUUUACACCCCUAUGGCAUUGAAUGAGUUAGGUACAGAAUUUUUGGGGGGGACAGUGUUAAUCGACAGUCCGACAUAACAACUUUGCUCAGUUUUGUUUGAAAUAAUUUUUUUUUUUCAAAAAAAAUUUCAUCCUUAUGGAGCAUUUAAAGUCAAGGUGUGCCGCCUGCUAUUUUUCUUCUAUUCCUUACUUGUUAUGUAUCAUUAAGAGCAUGUAGCAAAAUCCACUUGUUCCACUCAACCAAAGAGAUACUUACACGUGCUGUCUGGCAAGUACUCUCAGCGUUUUUUUCCCUAAAUGUUUUUAUUACAUUAUCAAAUGUGCAGCCUUUGAGCCAAUUGUGGCUCAUGGGAUCAUAUUUUGCGACCACCAUUUGACAUCCAAUUGCCGUGUUCAUGUUGCCCGCAUGUAUUUUGCCGGGUGCUUUAAAAUAUAAAUAAUUUUAAAUGAAGUGAAUUAAUUUAAGGAUCAAUUUUGGGGAAAAAAUAUUUUAAUAGCAUUUUUUGUAAUGCAAAUCUAAAAAUGAAAUUAGUUUAAAAAAAUUAUUAAAUUAAAAAGAGUGAAGACAUAAAUUCAAAUAAGUAAGCUCCAUGUGUGAUUUUGAUCCGGGAAUUUUUUGGUUUUGUUUUGUGACCUUACAUAGCUUAACUCUCUGGCUGCCAUUGACUAAUCGAAUGAUUACUUUCAACCAUCCUACCACAACAGUUACACUGUGACCUGGGCUGGCAGUGAUUAAGUUAAGUCAAUGAUAACUUUUGAAUAGAUGACCUUUGUCCCUGAAAGGGUUAAUUUAGCCCCUUUUCUGAUAUUCUUAAAAACACAUUGGAGGUUAAUGUUGCAUUAUUGUACCAUCAGUCUCCUGUGGAUUAAAAUCGUUGACCAACAUCCACAUGUUGAGAAGUGAAUAAUUAUGAGAAAACCUCGUGGUCCUCCGUUGUCGAAUGCUUAAUGGUGACUGACACGCUCAAUGUGGCGUACUCUUCGCAUGUUCCUGUGGUUCCAUUUGGAAGUGGAAAACCAAACCAAAGCGACUAAGUUUGUGCCGAGUUCAUACUGUGCUGUGGAAAAGCACUCUUGAAAAAGAUGGAAACAAUUGCCACACUGUUUGGAAAAUCCCAUCAUUUCAUACAUAUUUGAACAAGGUUUUCACAUAUGUUUACAUUAUGGUACACCUCUGCCUUCUUCCAAAUUGCUGCAACAACAACAAAAAAGGCUCUGUGAAGAUACUGGUAAUCAUUUGACAUGUUCACAUUCGCUGAAAAAAAAUUGUAGGUCAACAUGGAAUUUCUUAAAUGUGGAUACAAAGUACAAAAAGUUCACUUGUUCACUUGAAAACAGUAAAUAUAGAGCAACCUUUUCCCCAGUGUAUUCCCUAAUGAUGCCGAAUGAUGGCAGGAAAAGGUACUCUAGUUGUGCUUUUGAGUCUUAAACACUGGCCUGUCUAACCUUCAUAUCAGUUUUUUAUUUUGGAGCCAGCCAGCUGUAUCACUUUGUACACUUGUGCACCAACACAAACACUUUGAAUCCUCAAUUUCACUUUUGUGUGUGAACAUUUUUGUGUUGGACCUUUCUUAACAUGUGAAUAAUUGUAUUUUCUCUGCCAGCUUUUACACUAGUCACUUUGGAUAGUAGCAUACUUGAAGGGGAAAAGGAAUUAUUGCAUAAGGCUUAUUUUUUAUUUUGACUGUGAGUUUGUAUCUACCAACAGCCGUCUCAUGGCAUUUGUAGCACACAACAAACGUUUUUGUAUCAUUUUUAUUUUGUCACUGCAAAAUGUUAGAGUAACAUGUGGACAAAGACGGCUGCCUUAGAAGUUUUAGUAUUAAAACAAAAAAUGUGCUGAAAUGCUUGUGUUAUUGUGUUGCUCUCGUUUCUCCGUCAAUGCAUGUAACCAAAUCUCCUAAAGUUGUGCAACAACCGCACAUCUUUGCAACGUGUCAUUGUGCAUCAUUAUUUUUGAUUGCAUGAAAAUAAUCCUGACCACACAGUGCCUGAAAGUUACACUUGUGUGUAAGUGCAAGUUGGUGUGUGUUGGUCAUUUGGUGUCAACAGAAUGUGAAUGUUGAUCUAUCUGGGUUAGUGUGUAUUUAUUGUCUGGUGUUAAUGCGAUUCUUCUUUGUUGGUUUUACUGUGUACUUGUGGGGUGAUGGUUAUGUGUGUGUGUUUGUUCGUUGGGCUUUGUUAGUGUUUCGGCCAGAAAGACAGUGCAGCAGUGACUUUUUUUCCCCCCUCAUUUUUUUCUUUUCUUUUUUGCAUUGUCUGCUAUCAUUAGUGGCUUUCUUCUUGUCUCCUCUCAACUAUUAUUAUUCCAGGCUGUUUCUUCCCUGGAGGGAAGCAGUAGAUUUCUCGCUGUCUCUCUCGGGCUGUUAGGAUCAUUACAUGCGUCCAGUCUCCAUGUCUUUACGCUCAGGCGACCUCCAGCUAAACAGUUCCCCCCCAAAAUUCUAAAAGAGCCUGUCAAGUCAAUGCAAUGGCUUAAACGGGCAGGUGGCAUGAAACAUACAACUGUAGAGGAACUUAAUGACAUUAGAGCAUUUCUGGAAAAAUUAGAUGACCACUUGUCAUCACUCAUGUAACAUUAGCAUUUAAGCUUCGCUGUCAGCCUCUCCCAUUCCAAAAGGAUUAGACGCUGAUUACGUCAAUAGAUGUUUUUCAUAUGAAUUACUUACUACCACAACACAUUCUGUGAAUACUAUUCAUGUACCUGGACUGGCAGUGAAUGAAUUAAGAACUCCAUUAUAAAUACACUUUUUAGAAUAACAGGGUUUAUGCGGGUCAUUAAAAAGCAUUAAAAGUCAUUAAAUGGAAUUUGUCAAAAUUCAGGCUUUAAAAAACAUUAAAAGCAUUAAACAAAGGCUAGGUUCAUACUUCAGGUCUAAAUGCACGAAUCUGAUUUUUUCGUGUUUUUCCCAACUCGAGUGAGGCAUUAACUCGACAGUCUGAACAGGACAAGUCACAUAGAAGUGGACCAUUCCAAAUCCGAUCUGGGGCACUUUUGUAUGUGGUUGAAAUCCAAUCUGGGCCACAUUUUUCCAGAAUGUCGCGGCGGUCUGAACUGUCAAGUCUCCCAAAUCGGAAUUCAUGCAGCAAUUACGUCAGCAAAGAGCGAGAGUGGCACGCAAGACUGCUGUGAUGGAGCUGUUCAUUAGCGUUAACACCUAGCUUUUACUACUCAGGAGGCGGGCUUGACCACAGUCAGAAAAUGCAGAAAGGAUGAGCCUGAUAUUGCUUACAGUUUUUUUUACCGUGCGCCAAAUGAGCAAUAUUUCAGUAUUUCUUACAUGGCCGAGUAAGGGCAAACUGACGCAUGCACAGUGCAUAGUUAUUUGUUUUGAUGCUUCUGCACAUGCGGGUCAGUUUGCUCAACGCGUCUCGGACUGCGAAUUAGUGCGCAUGCAUAAUACUUGAACGGG
Corythoichthys intestinalis (scribbled pipefish) is the source of this 9742-nucleotide messenger RNA. It is a transcript of the gene arhgef18b, whose product is annotated as rho/rac guanine nucleotide exchange factor (GEF) 18b. Gene Ontology annotation, molecular function: guanyl-nucleotide exchange factor activity. Gene Ontology annotation, biological process: regulation of Rho protein signal transduction. Bases 212 to 5155 code for a protein of 1647 amino acids. NCBI's taxonomy places the organism in Eukaryota, Metazoa, Chordata, Actinopteri, Syngnathiformes, Syngnathidae. The transcript has 33 exons. Gene Ontology annotation, cellular component: plasma membrane. The record is from RefSeq and is a predicted model, not a curated record.